GCCAAACAGUUCAGACGGCAGUCCUGUUAGUUUGUGCAUUUGUUAGCAAACGCAUUUGUUUUAAUUUGCAUUGUAUAUUAUUUUUUUAUUCCUUCUAGACCUAGAUGUAGAUCUAGAUCUAUCAACGAAGUCUAGAUCUAGGUGCAGGUCUUGAUGUGUAGCAGCAAAUAAAAUUGUUGACACAACUUAAUGGGACUCUUCAUUGACUGAAAUCAUUUUGAGUAGCGGAUGCUGGACUGACUGGACCCAUCAUGUCACAGGGUCAGAGCUCAUUACCCCAGAACAAGGAGGCCCAGUUAAGAUCAUACCAGGUCCAUCUCAAGGACAAUGUGCGUUCAAUGUUUGAUAAUUUCACAGAAAUCAUUCGCCUGGCCCGCGUAAGUGACAAGAUAGAAGAAGACGGCCAGCUGUUGCGUGCCACCCAGAUUGAUCAGGACCACUACGAGAUGCAGGUGCGAGCUGCUAACAUUGUGAAGGCCGGUGAGUCCCUUAUGAAGCUAGUCUCAGACCUCAAACAGUUCCUGAUCCUGAAUGACUUCCCUUCAGUCAACGAGGCCAUCUCACACAAUGCCAGCUUGUAUAAAGACAUGCAGACAGCCAUAGACAAAAAACUGAUGAACUUGAGGGAUGAAAUGUCAGCUGACUUGUAUGAACUGGAGGAUGAAUAUUAUUCUUCUAUCAACAAAUAAUGGCUGCCUGCUUGUGUCAAAGUGGGAGUGAUGUCAGUGUACAGGGCCUGUCUGUGUGGGUGCAGUAGAGUCAUUGGUUACCUUGUUUCAGGUUUGAUGUUUGACUAUCUAGGAAACUUGGUGUAUGUAGACAGUGGUUGAUGUUUGACUGUCUGGUAAACUUGGUGUAUGUAGACAUUGGUUGAUGUUUGACUAUCUAGGAAACUUGAUGUAUGUAGACAGUGGUUGAUGUUUGACUGUCUAGGAAACUUGGUGUAUGUAGACAGUGGUUGAUGUUUGACUGUCUAGGAAACUUGGUGUAUGUAGACAGUGGUUGAUGUUUGACUGUCUAGGAAACUUGGUGUAUGUAGACAGUGGUUGAUGUUUGACUGUCUAGGAAACUUGGUGUAUGUAGACAGUGGUUGAUGUUUGACUGUCUAGGAAACUUGGUGUAUGUAGACAUUGGUUGAUGUUUGACUGUCUAGGAAACUUGGUGUAUGUAGACAGUGGUUGAUGUUUGACUGUCUAGGAAACUUGGUAUAUGUAGACAGUGGUUGAUGUUUGACUGUCUAGGAAACUUGGUGUAUGUAGACAUUGGUUGAUGUUUGACUGUCUAGGAAACUUGGUGUAUGUAGACAGUGGUUGAUGUUUGACUGUCUAGGAAACUUGGUGUAUGUAGACAGUGGUUGAUGUUUGACUGUCUAGGAAACUUGGUGUAUGUAGACAGUGGUUGAUGUUUGACUGUCUAGGAAACUUGGUGUAUGUAGACUGGUUGAUGUUUGACUGUCUAGGAAACUUGGUGUAUGUAGACAGUGGUUGAUGUUUGACUGUCUAGGAAACUUGGUGUAUGUAGACAGUGGUUGAUGUUUGACUGUCUAGGAAACUUGGUGUAUGUAGACAGUGGUUGAUGUUUGACUGUCUAGGAAACUUGGUGUGUGUAGACAGUGGUUGAUCUAGGAAACUGUAUGUACAUAUUUAUUGGUCCACUUGUCUCGGUUGUA
Messenger RNA from Physella acuta, 1669 nucleotides. Its product is annotated as mediator of RNA polymerase II transcription subunit 22. Gene Ontology annotation, molecular function: transcription coregulator activity. Gene Ontology annotation, biological process: regulation of transcription by RNA polymerase II. Gene Ontology annotation, cellular component: mediator complex. Lineage: Eukaryota; Metazoa; Mollusca; Gastropoda; Physidae. The record is from RefSeq and is a predicted model, not a curated record.